Hemicordylus capensis (graceful crag lizard) is the source of this 1672-nucleotide messenger RNA. RefSeq names its product tetraspanin 1 (gene TSPAN1). The coding region runs from base 114 to 833 and encodes 239 amino acids. Gene Ontology annotation, cellular component: membrane. The transcript is spliced from 8 exons. Lineage: Eukaryota; Metazoa; Chordata; Lepidosauria; Squamata; Cordylidae. The record is from RefSeq and is a predicted model, not a curated record.
AAGCAACAACUGCUUUAGUGGUUUACUUAAGAAGCUGAUAGCGUUACCUGAAAAGGUGGUAAGAAUUUGUUCAGGUUGUUUCUGGGUUGGUUGCUGUCCUUUAAGAUACCAAGAUGAGCUGCUUCACUUUCUUAAAAGUCAUGAUGGUCUUGUUUAACCUGGCCAUAGUGCUUGGUGGAGGGGCACUCCUGGGCACUGGCAUCUGGGUUGCUGUUGACCGUAGUUCCUUCAUCGACGUGUUUGGUGCUCUGUCCUCCAGUGUGUUGCAAAUUGUGAAUGUGGGCUAUGUCCUCAUUGCCAUUGGAGCUGUCCUGUUUCUUCUGGGCUUCCUGGGAUGCUGCGGAGCUCAGAAAGAGAGCAAAUGCCUUCUAAUCAUGUUCUUUUCCAUUGUCCUGAUCAUCUUUAUAGUUGAAAUUGCUGUUGCAGUGCUCGCUCUUGUCUACACAUCGCUCGCAGAGACUUUAUUACAAGGAACAGUAACACAGUCCUUGAAAAAUGAUUUUGGGAAGCCUAAUUCUGAAGUUACCACUAUCUGGAACACCACAAUGCACAAUCUGAAAUGCUGUGGCCUAUCGAAUUUCACAGACUUCAAUGACUCCUACUACUACAACACAAACAAGGAGUAUCCAGGAAUCUGCUGCAAUUCUCUUCCAGUUCCUUGCACUUAUGAAAUUGCCCUUUCCAGCAAUAAGACGGGCUGCUUCCCUCAGUUGUUGUCUGAAGUUCGCAGCCAUGCUGGUGCAGUAGGUGGAGUAGCAGCUGGGAUCUGUGCACUGGAGAUAGCAGCAAUGGCUGUAGCAAUGUACCUUUACUGUCACCUGGAUGAAAAGUGACUGGGGUAGAAGGCCAAGAGACAAGAUAAUGGCACACGUAGCAAUCUUUCCUUAACCUGUGACGACAGCAAUCAAACAUUUCUUGGGCCUGAGGCAUUUUAUGUGAUUACUUAUUAGACUCUACUGAGCUGGAAUCUGUAGUGUGUACAUAAAUGAAAAGUGGUUUGAUAUGAAACUUUUAUAUUGCAAAGUGCUCUUGUGUUGAAAGCCAGAAAUAACUGAACCAAACAUUGAGAGAAACAGGCAGUUUUUUCUCUGCCUUCUAGAAUCUGCCUCUGGCACUGCACAGUUUGGGGACUUUCCUCUGGCUUUGAUUCCUGGCAUCCUGAGAAGAGUGUGAGAUCUCUCUAGAAGAGUAAAUGGCCUAAAAUGUUGCAGAUGGCUUUGAAAUGCUCUGGUCCCGUCCCGAUGCAAAAACCAGAAUUCUUAUUUCUGUGUGGUAUGAAUGGAGAUCAACAUUGCUAGUCUCCUAUCUUAUGCUGGCACUUAUACUAGGGAGUAAAGGCAAAGACUGUCAGUAGCUGUUGGGAGAAAAAGUACUUGGCUGUGAAGAGUAGUGAUCAGGUUAAAUCAGUCAGUUUCUUCAUGUCAGUGUAUAUGGACUUGAUUUGCCCCUCUCCACCCCCACCCCCCAGGUAUGCUCAGUAUGACUUCAAGUCUCUAUGGGUGUCUGGUUGAGCUGGCUCUAUAUCAAGGGAACCCCCUCCUGUAAUGAAACCGAUUGUACAUUGAGUUAGUCCUCUGCUCCUUUUAAAAUGUUUAUAGAUACAGUAACUUAUAUCUGUAAAAUUAUAUUGUUUGCACACUGACUAUUGCAAUAAAAUCUACUUUUUAAUUAA